GAUAAAGUUUGGCUCAGGUCACAGUGGUAAAGGUCUGUUCAGGACACGAUGAAUGUUGUCUGCGGCGUCUGCGUGUGUUUCAAGGUCACUGUUACGGCUCUUUGCUCGAUGGACUUCAGCAGCUUCCCUCUGGACACGCAGAACUGCUGGCUGGAGCUGGAGAGCUAUGCAUAUAAUGAGAAUGACCUGAUGCUUUACUGGAAGAAUGGAAAUGACUCCCUGAGGACAGAUGAAAUCAUCUUGUCUCAGUUCUUCAUCAAGCAUUUCCACGCCUCCAGUGGCCUGACUUUCUACAGCAGCACCAGUCUGUUUGUUUUCAGGAACAGGCGAGCUAGGCUACUCACCUAGCAAGGAAACAGAUGUCACUCCCUGAUCACA
Monopterus albus (swamp eel) is the source of this 378-nucleotide messenger RNA. RefSeq names its product gamma-aminobutyric acid receptor subunit rho-3-like. NCBI's taxonomy places the organism in Eukaryota, Metazoa, Chordata, Actinopteri, Synbranchiformes, Synbranchidae. The coding region runs from base 49 to 348 and encodes 99 amino acids. The transcript has 2 exons. Gene Ontology annotation, biological process: monoatomic ion transmembrane transport. The record is from RefSeq and is a predicted model, not a curated record. Gene Ontology annotation, cellular component: membrane. Gene Ontology annotation, molecular function: extracellular ligand-gated monoatomic ion channel activity; transmembrane signaling receptor activity.